AUGAUGGAUGACAGGGAGGAGGAAGAGUUUGAAGGGGAGGAGGGGGCACGUCGGUUCCUGUCGACGCUGCAGACGCUGCUGGACGACUUCAACAACGAGAUGGCCUCCUCAGACGAAGAGGAGGAGGGCGAGGUGGAGGAUGAUGUGGGUGAGGACGGGCGCAAGCCGGAAACACGGGUGCGCAAGUUGGGCAAGCGGGCCAAGGCCUUGAAGAAGAAGAUCAAGGAGACCAAGGACCGGCUGAAGACGAUCAAGGGCAAGAUGGACCAGAAGGUGACGGCCAUGCGACGCAAGGUCAUCACCGGCAGCUCCGACAAGCGCGUCAGGGACUUCCUCAAGGAAGUGCCUGUGGUGAAGACCAUUGACAAGGUGUCCUUUACGCUGGGUGUGCUCCUCCUCUUGCUUGUUGAGUACAUGGUGUUGGAGCACCCAAAGGUCUUUGGCUACUUCUACUGCAUGCUGCUGGUGCCGCUGCUGCUGUCCAGAUGGAACCUCUAUGUCAAGGAGAAGUUCCAGUACUUCCUGCUCGACUUUUGCUACUUCCUCAACCUCAGCUGCAUGAUCUGUGUCUUCUACCCCAACGUCUUGGAUGGCGCUCUCAUUCGCUGCUGCUUUGUCUUGGCCAACGGGCCUGUUGGAUGGGCGAUUGUUGCGUGGCGCAACUCGCUCGUAUUCCACUCGUUGGAGAAGCUGACCACGGUCUAUAUCCACGCACUGCCAACGCUGCUCACCUUCUGCUGGCGGUGGCUGCCCGACAACGACGACCACCGCCGCGCGCUCUGCGGCGACCAAGACGAGCCAUGUGACUUCUCCUUCGCACAGUGGUGGGCAUACCCACUCGCCUUCUACCUGUCGUGGCAGGCGUUCUAUCUCCUUAUGACAGAGGUGCUUCACCGUGAGAAGCUUGAGUCGGACGAGACGCUGCAGACGUCACUGCGGUGGAUGGCGCGAUCCCAGACCGGCAUGGUUGCCGCCGCCCGCCAGCUCUUUGUCCGCGUCGGCGUCAUGGAGCAGCAGGAGCAGUUUGACCACACGUCGUGGAAGACAAAGUGGAUCUUCAUCACGAGCCAGCUCGCAUACACCCUCAUCAGCAUGCUUCCAACAGCGCUGUUUUUCCGGUCGUAUUCGGCCCAUUCCUUCUUUCUCAUCCUUGCCUGGUCAAUCUGUGCGUGGAACGGUGCUGGGUACUACAUUAGCGUGUUCUCGCACAGGUACAUUGAGAAGCUGGAGAAGCUGGAGAAGGACCAGCACGACCAGGAAGUGCAGCAGCUGAAGGCCCUGAAGAAGGAGCAACACACGCUCGAACAGCAACAGCACCAGGUGCAUGAGCAGCAGAAACAGGCGGCAAAGGCACGGAAACAGAAGAAGCGCCAAUGA
This is a messenger RNA of Salpingoeca rosetta, 1377 nucleotides long. RefSeq lists its product as uncharacterized. Gene Ontology annotation, biological process: phosphatidylcholine biosynthetic process. Bases 1 to 1377 code for a protein of 458 amino acids. Lineage: Eukaryota; Choanoflagellata; Craspedida; Salpingoecidae. The record is from RefSeq and is a predicted model, not a curated record. The transcript is spliced from 5 exons.